Aureobasidium uvarum is the source of this 4272-nucleotide messenger RNA. Lineage: Eukaryota; Fungi; Ascomycota; Dothideomycetes; Dothideales; Saccotheciaceae. The record is from the annotation of a GenBank genome assembly.
AUGCUGUACCUACUGCCACGCCUCACAGACGACAAAUCGUAUAUCGAUCCACGAAUCUUGAUAGGAGACGCACCUCUCAAUGCGGCACCAGUCGCACCAGCGUCGGUGACCACGCUCCCACAACUAUUCCAACACAAAGCAAGAACACAACCCGACAGUAUCGCCUACUCCGUCCAGACGGACAAUGGACUGGUUACCAUAACAUACGCGGAAGCAGACGCCAGGGCAUCGUCACUUGCCAUUCGCAUCGCAGCUCUCUCUCAACAUGCCAAAGACGACAAAGCACCAACAGUGGCCAUAUGGUUGGAAAAGGGUUUUGAACUCAUUCUCGCCAUCCUCGCCACGACAUGCUCAGGUGCUACAUGGCUUCCCCUCGACCCAGACGUCCCUGCCGAGCGUGCUGCCGUCUGCAUAGUCGAUGCCUCAGUCUCCUUGAUCAUCAGUGAUGCCGCCCACGCUGACCAAGUCCGGGAGGUGCAAGAGCGAGUCGCCUUAACAUCCCGGGAUGCUGGUAAACCGAGUCUCCAAUACCGUACCUUCUCACAACUUACGGCAGAAACACAAUCAUCACAAGGCCACAAUGCCGCUCUCAUUCCUGGCCCUCGACCACAAGAUGCUGCCUACCUCAUCUACACGUCAGGGACCACUGGCAUGCCGAAAGGUAUCGCUAUUCCACACUCUGCUGCUCUUAUGUUCUCUCUUAGUGAACGAGAAGUCCUUGAAACAAGUCCAAGUGACGUUGUCUGGAACGGGUUCAGCCCGGCAUUCGACAUGUUCGUCGAAGAGAUGUGGGUAACCAUCGCUGGAGGAGGCCAUCUCGCUAUCGGAACCCGUGCAGAAUGCAGAGAUGUGCCAGCGCUACCUGCAGUCUGGAAAAAGCGUGGCGUCACUCUCGUCAAUGCAGUACCGACUCUGAUCGGCAUCAUGAACAUUGCGCGAUCAGACGAUGGCGACUCUCUGCUUCCGUCAUCUGUUCGCCUGAUUAACCUUGGUGGUGAAGCUUGCCCACCUGCGCUGGUCAAAACUCUUGCAAAGCCUGGCCUUCGUAUCGUCAACACAUAUGGUCCUACCGAAACCACCGUCACCGCUACUUGGGAUGAGCUACGGCCUGAUGUCCCUGUCACAAUUGGCAAACCGCUACCUGGAUAUCACGCCUGCCUACUGCCCAUUUCUGAUGACAGUUCCUCGGCUGUUCUGGAGCUUCUCGAGUGGAAGGAAGGUGUUGAAGGAGAACUCGCUAUUGGAGGUCCUUGUGUCGGACUUGGAUACGUUGGACGCCCCGACUUGACAUCCCAGAAAUUCAUCGCUCACCCUCUGGGAGCUGUUGACGGCGAUAAAAUCUACCGCACUGGCGAUCGUGUACGACUGCAGGCUGACCGCAAGAUCAUCUUCCUUGGCCGCAUCGACACCCAAGUCAAGCAUCGUGGAUUCCGCAUUGAGCUCGGUGAGAUCGAGUCACGACUGUACGAUGUACCAGACGUGCAAGCUGCAGCCGUCAUCCUGGCCAACGCUGGAUCAGAAGCUGCUCGCCUCGAGGCGUUCGUGGUUCUCAAGGAGGGAACUGUCCGUGACAUUGCCACAAUCCACCAGAUUGCUUUUGACAGCUUGCCGGCCUACAUGCGUCCAGAGGAAGUGUUCUUCAUUGAGGCCGAUGAAAUGCCUCGACUACCCAGCGGCAAGAUAAACAGCAAAGCUCUACAAGACGUUUCCGAACGUAUCAAUGCCGAAAGGGCAGCUGCGCAAUCAAGCAAUGACGACAAUGACAUUUCGUCAGUACCAUCUUUCGUGGAAAUGGAUGGCGUGCUUGGCUUGAUGUUGGCUACUUUAUCGCCACUGUUCCCUGGAGCCCGUGUCCAGUCUGACAGCGACAUCUUUACCGACCUGGGUGGACAUUCAUUGAUUGCAGCAAUCUUGAUAUCGCGACUACGACAGGCAAAGCUUGACAAAGAUGACACAAGGCCCUUUGCUUCUAUCGGACUUGCUGAUAUCUACGAGCUCCGUACACCAGCCAGGAUCGCAACUCGUUUCGAAGUUGUGGAGAAGAGCAAGAGCCUUCACAUUGAUCUCAAAGAGGUCGAGUCUCUGGACAGUGAAUUCGAAAGUACCGGUUCAUGGACUGGCGAUUUCUUGCCAAUAUCGCAAACAAAAUUCGUCCUCUGCGGUGUUGCCCAAAUCCUACCGCUCCUGUUCAUUUUCUUCUUACAAUCCAUCGAGAUCCUGGUCCCAUAUCUGCUAUUCGACUUUCACGCAAUCGCUGGUCGCAUUGGCUACGCCAUUCUGACAGCCUACGCCGUCUUCGUAGUCAUCCCACCUGCUUUGAGCGUUGUAGCCAUCGCAGGUAAGUGGCUGAUUCUCGGCAAGGCACAGCCUGGCGAAUACCCUCUUUACGGAUUUUACUACUUCCGUUGGUGGUUUGCGGAUCGGUUGACCUCACUGGCAAAUCCCAAGCUGAUGGCUGAUUCUGGGCUCUACCCAAUCUUCUUGCGAGCGUGUGGAGCGAAAGUUGGGAAGUUCUGCCAUCUCGGUGCGCUCCAGAUCGGUCCAUGUGCUGAUCUUAUUGAGAUUGGUGAUGACGUCGUGAUUGGUGGUGAUGUUGUGCUGGGCGCCUGUGUGGUUGAGAGAGGACGUCUGGUCCUCAAGCGGGUCAUCAUCGAGAAUGGAGCAUCAAUCGGUUCGCGUUGUGUCGUUGAAGGUGGUGCGAUUGUCAGCGAGGAAGCUGAAGUUGCAUCGCUGUCACUGGUUCCUUCUGGUAUGGUUGUUCCAAGUUUCCAUCGCUUUCAUGGAUCGCCCGCGCGUUUGGACAAAGUCAAGAACGCCGAGGAUUCUCCUCGACCACAAGAUACCAGGCCUUCUAAAGCUCGGGCGACAGCUAUGCUGCUUGGUAACUCAUUUGUUGCUUUCCUGGUACUCCCCCUGCUUUACUUCGUGCCUCAGAUUCCAGGAUUGAUGCUCUUCGAUGUCCUCGACCUUCGCCAUGUCAGCGAAUGGUCGCAAGUCGCCAUUCUGUCCCUGCCUAUCGCUUUCGCAUACCAAAUUUUGGUCUUCUUGCAAUUGCUCAUCUAUCGCCACCUCUUCCUCGGACGCCUCAAGGAAGGCACUUACAGUACAUACAGCGUGUUUUACCUUCGCAAAUGGUUUGUUGAGAGACUGAUGGAUCUCGCCCUGGAUGUACUCCACCCCGUCUUCGCGACACUUUACAUUGUUCCGUUCCUCAGAGCUCUUGGUACUAAGAUUGGCAAACGUGCCGAAGUCUCGACAGCUCGCAACGUCUCAUUCGAUCUUCUCGAGAUUGGUGAAGAGAGUUUCGUUGCUGACGCUGUCAUCAUGGGUGAAGGUGUCGUCAAGGGAAACCAGCUGACUCUCAAGAAGACGAAGCUCGAGCCUCGUGCUUUCGCCGGUAAUGCUUCUGUGCUUCCCCAAGGAACUACUCUGGCUUCCGGUACUUUGCUUGGCGUGUUGUCCAUUGCUCCACCAGCAGAUACCCAGAUGGCGAACAACAGCUCCUGCUUCGGCUCUCCACCAGUACUGAUGCCCAAUCGACAGCGUACCGAAAGCCAUGAGGAUAAACUUCUCUUCCGACCAUCUGCGGGCCGUAUUGCUGCACGUCUGCUCAUCGAAGGUCUUCGUAUCGUUGUGCCGCGCUCAAUCAUAAUCUUUGGUCUAGGCCUCGGACUGCAACUGGCUCACGAUGGGUACCACAAGAUCGGCGCUGUUAACACGUUACUCAUGCUGCCCUUGUUCUACCUCAUACUCUUCGCAGCGCCAGCCCUACUGUUUACUGCUCUGAUCAAGUGGGUUCUUGUUGGACAGUACAAGCCCGCCGAAUGGCCGCUCUGGAGUCUGAACGUUUGGCUCAGCGAAGCCGUGACCAGCACCUGGGAAACACUCACCGAACCGCUCCUCGCAGCUCAACUGGUCGGCACGCCUUACCUCGCCAUGUGCUUCCGUCUCAUGGGUGUGAAUAUUGGCUCACGAGUGACCCUUCUCUCCUCCGACAUCACCGAGUUCGACUGCGUCACUCUGGGAGAUGAGUGCAUUGUCAACAAAACCUGCGGUGCCCAGACCCAUUUGUUCGAAGAUCGCGUCAUGAAAGUCGGCAAUGUGGUGUUGGGAAAAAGAGCUUGUCUCAAACCAUUCUCCGUCUGUCUUCCUGGUAGUACUAUCGAGGAUGAAGGUCAGCUUGGUGCUUUGAGUUUGUUGAUGAAGGGAGAGGUCUUGCCUAGAGGAACUGCUUGGGAGGGUGCACCUGUUGUUCCUCGCGCGAGGAGAUAG